This is a messenger RNA of Lycium barbarum (goji berry), 753 nucleotides long. RefSeq lists its product as uncharacterized. NCBI's taxonomy places the organism in Eukaryota, Viridiplantae, Streptophyta, Magnoliopsida, Solanales, Solanaceae. The coding region runs from base 1 to 753 and encodes 250 amino acids. The record is from RefSeq and is a predicted model, not a curated record. The transcript has 2 exons.
AUGAGGCCUCUUAUUUAUGACUCAAACUUCAAGAUUGAUGAAGAAACUACUACUGCCAUGUCGUGGAUCUCGUUUGCAAAUCUGUUGCCUACUUUCUUUGUCAAUGAGUCUUUGUUCUCACUUGCUUCUGAUGUGGGAAAACCUUUGCAUCUUGACUUGGCUACUGUUAAUAAGACAAGGCCAAAUUGUGUGAGGGUGAAGGUCGAAGUGGAUUUAAUAUCAGAUUUCCCAAAGUUUGUUAUGAUGGAGAUUGAGGAUGAAGAUACAAAACAAGCUAGGAAUGUUAAGGUAAAGUUUCACUAUGAUUAUCUUCCGAAGUAUUGCACUGAGUGCAUGCUUCAAGGACAUGUAAAUAAGAGUGUAGAGUUCUUGGCUCAGAAGGAGCCUCACAAGGUUCAGGAUAAAAGUAAUCAGGAUGACGGUGUUAUAAAUCAGAACAAGUAUGGAGUUUUAGGCAGUAUUCAAGAAGAGGAGGAGAUAAUACAAGAAGAAGAUAUGAAUACAAGUGAGGCAACUCAGGAUGCUAAUAAGGCAGACACUAAUUUAACCCUUGAGAAAAACAUUCAGAUGGAGGAUCAGAUUAUUAAUGGAGAUACCACUCAAGCAACUGACAAUUUGAGCGGUUCAGGCAAUAGUGUAUAUCAAGAACUUGUAGACAAUGUGAUAGUAAUAGAUAAUCACAUAGCUGUAGAACAACAUGAAGAAGAAACUGAUGAGGUGGGAGAUUCUAUAGAAGCAGAGAUUUCAAAGUAA